AUGUCCAACAAUUCCGACUGGAGCAGCUCAGGCUUGCCCAACCUGCUUGACCCAAUCUUUUUCGAACUCUUGGAUGCCUGGCAGCACAUCUGUCCAAUCUUCCACCAUUGGUUGACGUGUCCCCAAAAUGUCACAGCCAAGGAGGUUGGGAAGAUGUUUGGAGGGUGCUAUAAUGACCUGAAAGCCUUUCAUGCAAGGCUAAAAGGGGGGCUUGAUGCACACCCAGAUGCAACUCGCAUCCGGCGUUGUCUCGUCCCUCUUUUUGAACUUGUGCAGGCCAACCACCCCUCAUAUGCCAAGUGGUCCCGCUUCAUCCCUGCAGGCAUCUCGGAAGACAUUGCCCCCAUAUGUUUGGAUUCAUCAGAUAAACCCCAGAACCAUCACCAGCAUGCUCUCUUGACCAUCACCAGCUUGCCCCCUCAACCACUGCCAACUCACUUCCUCAACCAUCACCUGCUUGCCCCACUGACCAUCACCAGUAUGCUUCCUCAACCAUCACCAGCUCACUCCCUCAACCAUUGCCAACUCGCCUCACUGACCAUCACCAGCUCAUCCCUCUUUCAUGCAAGACUACAAAUAUCAAUAUGA
Cyclocybe aegerita is the source of this 588-nucleotide messenger RNA. NCBI's taxonomy places the organism in Eukaryota, Fungi, Basidiomycota, Agaricomycetes, Agaricales, Hemipholiotaceae. The record is from the annotation of a GenBank genome assembly.